Achroia grisella is the source of this 2581-nucleotide messenger RNA. RefSeq names its product influenza virus NS1A-binding protein homolog B-like. Lineage: Eukaryota; Metazoa; Arthropoda; Insecta; Lepidoptera; Pyralidae. The record is from RefSeq and is a predicted model, not a curated record. The transcript has 5 exons. Gene Ontology annotation, molecular function: protein binding. The coding region runs from base 419 to 2581 and encodes 720 amino acids.
CCCAAAGUUCAUUCGAUUCGAUUCAAAACAAGUUAUUUUUUGUAUGGCCGACUUGUCUCAUGGCUGCGCAAAGGUAUUCGCAUCGAGAUCGCGUAAUGACUUUAAUUUAAUUACCGCACCGAGCGUCCGUGGCGAGCGUGCCCGCGUUCCUCGCAGUGCAGCGUCAGAGGCUGCGGACUCACAACUAGCAUCGGCGCAUCAGGUGGGUUUGUUUACGUCGGCCAUGUGACUGUUGCUAACUGCGUCGCGGCCUCGCUCGCCGUCGCCGCGCCACCACGUGCGCGUCCAGUAUAAUCCAGUUAGUGGAGGCACCAGUAGGUGCGGCGGCGGCGGCCCCGAGCGCGCUACUCACGGCUCGUGUGUGCACAGGUACGGGACGCAGUCUCCGGGGGCCCGGCCCGCGGCACCGCUCGCAGACAUGAAGCCUCUAGACGACUACCGUAAUGGAGAUGGCGAAGAGGACAGCGAGGGGGAGGAGGGCGCGGCGCUGCAGGAUGAGCUGUCGCUGCACGACACGGACGCGCCGGCGCGCGCGCUGGCGGCCCUCAACGCGCUGCGCAAAUCGCGGCAGCACUACGACGUGCUGCUGGUGGCGGGCGGCGCCGAGCUGGCCGCGCACCGCGCCGUGCUGGCGGCCGCCUCGCCCUACUUGCUGGAGGCGCUGGCGGCCCCGCCCCCGCCCGCCGCCGCCGGCCCCUCCCCCGCGGUUCCCGCCUACCGCGUGGAUGAUGUACAGCCGGACGCGCUGCGCGAGCUGCUCGAGUACGCGUACACGGGCCGGCUGCGCGUGCCGGACGCGGUCGCCGCGCGCCGUUUGUACCGCGCCGCUUGGCGCCUGCGGCUGGAGGCGGCGCGCGCGCAGCUCGCCGACCGGCUGCUGCGCCGGCUGACUCCCGCAGACUGCCUCGAACUGCGCUCGCUGCCCGACCUCGCGCCGCACCACCUCGCGCAGCUCGACGCCUACAUCGCUCAGAACUUCGACGAGGUGUGCGAGAGUGGCGCCCUGGCCGCGCUGCCGCUGAUUCGGAUCGAGAUGCUGCGCGAGAGCAGCUCCGAGGGCGGAGAGGAGACGCCGGUGGCCGUCGCCGAUGCAGUCCUCACGUGGCUCCGUGACAGACACGCCGCUGACGUUGACCUCGACGAGUUGUGCUCCCGCACGCAUCUACUAUACGUGGACGCGCGGGGUGAGCUGCGCGACUGCGGCGAGCUGCCCGAGAUGUGCGGCGACGCGCCCGAGCUGCAGGAGUACCGGCGCGAGGCGGCCGAGCGCGAGCGCAGCGCGCGCAGGAGGGAGCCCGGGGCCGCCGGGCCCCGCACGCCGCCCGCGCUGCCCGCGCUGCAGCUGGGCGCGCGCUCCGCUCGGCCGGCCGCCUGCGCCGUGCUGGCCGUGCGCGGCCGCGGGGCCAGCACGCGCGCGCUGCUGGCGCUGCGCGGCGGGCCGGCGGCGGCGCGCGUGGCGUGGCGGGACGUGCCCGGGGAGACGGUGGCGCGCGGCGGCGCGCUGGGCGGCGCGCGCGAGCCCGCGGACGGCGAGCGGCGCGCGCCCCUGGCGGAGCCGCGCUGCGCGCACGGCGCGGCCGCGCUCGGCGGCCGGCUGCUGGUGUGCGGCGGCUACGACCGCGCGCGCGUGCUGCGCACCGCGGAGGCCUACGACCCGGCCACCAACACGUGGGCGCCGCUGCCGGCGAUGCGCAGCGCGCGCGCGCGCUUCCCGGCCGCGCGGCUGGGCCGCGCCGUGUACGCGCUGGGCGGCAGCGACGGCCACGCGGAGCUGGACUCGGUGGACGCGUACGAGGAGGACGAGCGCGGCGCGGGCGCGUGGCGCGCGUGUGCGCGGCUGCCGCUGGCGCGGUCGCACGCCGCCGCCGCCGCGGACGAGGAGCGCGGCGAGCUGUACGUGAUCGGCGGCUGGGCGGGCGGCCGCAGCCUGCGGCUGGUGCACCGGUACUCGGCGAGCGCGGGCGCGUGGGAGGAGGCGCCGCCGCUGGCCGCGGGCCGGUCGCAGUGCGCGGGCGUGGCGUGGGCGGGCGCGCUGUGGGCGCUGGGCGGGUGCGACGCGUGGCGCUGCCUGGCGAGCACGGAGUCGCUGCGGGCGGCGGCGGGCGCGUGGCGCGCGGGCCCCGCGCUGCCGACGGCGCGGCGCUCGGUGGGCGGCGCGGUGUGGCGCGGGCGGCUGGUGUCGGCGGGCGGCUCGGACGGCGCGGCGUCGCUGCGGCGCACGGACUGGCUGGCGGCGGCCGACGAGGCCUGGCGGCCCGGGCCCGAGCUGCGGCGCGCGCGGGCCGGCCUGGGCCUGGCCGUGCUGGCCGACGCGCUGUUCGCGGCGGGCGGCUUCGACGGCAAGGAGUUCCUGUCGUGCGUGGAGUGCCUGUACGCGCCCGACGGCGAGUGGACCACGCUCUGCGCGCCGCCCCCGCCCCUCGCGCCGCCCUCCCUCGCGGUCAGUAUACGGUAUAUUUUCGAGAUGAGUUGUCGGAAUCCCAGCAUAACGGAGACGGAGAGUGCGUGCAGUGACCGCCCCCGCCCCCGGCCCCAGCCCGCGCUCUCCCCACACGUGUCUCCUACGUCAAACAUAACGUGA